UACAGUUUUCAAUUUAAUUUUAAUAAUUCACGAAAUUCAAUUAAAUAAUUGAAAAAUGAUUAUUUACAUUACACAAUUAGCAGUUCCAGUUUAAUUACUUGCCUGUCGUAAUUGCGCUUCAACUGAAAAUUUCGAAGAACGAUACCUUAUAGCUUACAACUAAAAACAUGGCUACGGACAAAGUAACGCUAACGGAUGCAUUGUCAAAUGUAGAUGUACUUGAUGAGCUUACUCUGCCUGAUGAACAACCAUGUAUAGAAGCACAGCCAUGUUCAAUUCUUUAUCAGGCAGACUUCGAUACAAAUUUUGAAGAUCGAAACGGAUUCGUUACAGGAAUAGCAAAAUAUAUUGAAGAAGCUACUGUUCAUGCUAGUCUUAAUGAAUUGUUGGAGGAAGGUCAAGUGCAUGCAGUUAUGCUUUAUACAUGGCGUUGUUGUUCUAGAGCAAUUCCACAGCCAAAAUCAAAUGAGCAACCUAAUCGAGCAGAGAUUUAUGAAAAAACCGUUGAGGUCUUAGGACCAGAAGUUAAUAAAUUAUUACAGUUUAUGCAUUUUCAGAGGAAAGCUAUUGAACGAUUUUGUGGAGAGGUUAAACGCUUGUGUCAUGCUGAAAAACGAAAGGAUUUUGUAUCUGAAGCAUACUUAUUAACCCUUGGAAAAUUUAUCAAUAUGUUUGCUGUUCUUGAUGAAUUAAAAAAUAUGAAAUCUAGUGUGAAAAAUGAUUAUUCAAGCUACCGCCGAGCUGCACAAUUUUUAAAAGUGAUGGCUGAUUCUCAUACAUUACAAGAAUCCCAAAAUUUAUCCAUGUUUUUAGCUACACAAAAUAAAAUUAGAGAUACCGUUAAAGAAAACUUAGAAAAAAUUCCUGCUUAUGAAGAUCUUUUGUCUGAUGUUGUCAAUUUAUGUGUCCAAAUGUUUGAAUCUAAAAUGUACCUUACUCCAUCGGAAAAACAUAUGCUUGUUAAGGUCAUGGGUUUUGGAUUGUUUCUUAUGGACAAUGAAUUGUGUAAUAUUAACAAAUUAGAUCAGAAGAAAAAACUUAAUUUGGGAAAAAUUGACAGAAUUUUUAAGAAUCUGGAAGUUGUACCCUUAUUUGGAGAUAUGCAAAUAGCACCGUUUAAUUAUAUAAAACGAUCUAAACAUUUUGAGCCUGGGCGUUGGCCGUUAUCCAGUUCUCCACAAAUUAGUCCACAAGCUGACCUCAUGGUUCAUUUACCUCAAAUCAGAGAAGAUCAUGUGAAGUAUAUUAGUGAAUUGGCUCGAUACAGUAACGAAGUAACAACAACUUAUAAAGAAACUAGAACUGAUACCGAAAACAAAGAUACAGCUGAAUUAGCAUUACGAGGCUUACAAUUAUUAUCUGAAUGGACUAGUGUUGUCACUGAACUUUAUUCUUGGAAAUUACUUCACCCUACUGAUCACCAUCAAAACAAAGAAUGUCCUGUUGAAGCUGAAGAAUAUGAAAGAGCUACGCGAUAUAAUUAUACAGAUGAAGAAAAAUUUGCUCUCAUUGAAGUGAUAGCAAUGAUAAAAGGAUUACAAGUUCUCAUGGCUCGAAUGGAAACUGUUUUUACUGACACUAUUCGUCGUAAUAUCUAUGCUGAGUUACAAGAUUUUGUUCAAUUAACAUUAAGAGAACCGUUGAGAAAGGCUAUUAAAAACAAAAAAGAUCUCAUCAGAAGUAUACUCGUUUCAGUUCGAGAAACAUGCGCUGAUUGGCAGAGAGGUGUAGAACCUUCAGCAGAUCCAGCUUUAAAAGGGAAAAAGGAUCCAGAUGUUGGGUUUGGAAUUAAAGUACCUCGAAGGAAUGUUGGACCAUCAUCUACUCAACUUUACAUGGUUAGAACAAUGUUAGAAUCAUUAAUUGCAGAUAAAUCUGGUGGUAAACGUACUUUAAGAAAAGAUAUUGAUGGACAAUACUUAAUGCAAAUUGAUCAAUUUCAUAAGACUUCAUUUUUCUGGAGUUAUCUUCUUGGAUUCAGUCAAUCCUUACAACAGUGUUGUGAUCUUUCACAAUUAUGGUACCGAGAGUUUUAUUUGGAAAUGACAAUGGCAAGACGUAUUCAAAAAUGUACUGUCAAACAUCAGCACAAUGAAGAAUGCAGUGAUUUAAUUACAAUGGAAAAAAGAAUUCAGUUUCCUAUAGAAAUGUCAAUGCCUUGGAUCUUGACUGAUCAUAUUUUGAAAACAAAAGAACCGUCUAUGAUGGAAUAUGUACUGUAUCCAUUAGAUUUAUACAAUGAUAGUGCUCAUUAUGCUUUAACUGUAUUCCGCAAACAGUUUCUUUAUGAUGAAGUUGAGGCUGAAGUUAAUUUGUGUUUUGAUCAAUUUGUCUACAAAUUAAGUGAACAAAUUUUUGCCCACUAUAAACAAUUAGCUUCAAGUAUAUUAUUAGACAAGAGAUUCCGCGUUGAAUGUGUGGCAAUGGGAACAUACCUUAUUUUAUAUCCAAGAGCAAAUAGAUAUGAAACUUUGUUGAAACAACGGCAUGUGCAAUUAUUAGGACGUAGUGUAGAUUUAAAUAAACUUAUCACUCAACGAGUUAAUGCAGAUAUGUUAAAGUCUCUGGAAUUAGCUAUUGCCAAAUUUGAGGGUGGUGAUAUUACUGGUAUUGUGGAGUUGGAAGGUAUUAUGCAAGUGAAUAGAUUAUGCCAUAAAUUAUUAAAUAAACUUUUAGCUUUGGAUGAAUUUGAUGCUAUGUUCCGUGAAGCUAACCACAAUGUACUAGCUCCAUAUGGUCGUAUCACUCUUCAUGUGUUUUGGGAAUUGAAUUAUGAUUUCUUACCUAACUAUUGUUAUAAUGCUGCUACUAAUCGUUUUGUCAAAUGUCGAGGUAUUAGCUUUACACAACCUGUACAAAGAGAUAAACCCCCUCAAAUGGGACACCAAUAUUUGUGGGGUAGCAAACAAUUGAAUCUUGCAUAUACUACAAUUUAUGGACAGUACACUGGAUUUGUUGGGGCUCCGCAUUUUCGUACCAUGUGCAAAAUGUUAGGCUAUCAAGGAAUUGCUGUUGUUAUGGAAGAGUUGUUAAAAAUAGUCAAGUCAUUGAUUCAAGGGAAUCUUUUACAAUUUGCAAAAACAUUGAUGGAAGCAAUGCCCAGACAGUGCAAAUUGCCGCGAUAUGAUUAUGGAUCGCCUGGUGUCUUAGGCUACUACCAUGCUCAACUCAAUGAUAUAGUACAAUAUCCUGAUGCAAAAACUGAAUUGUUUCAUAAUUUCCGAGAAUUAGGCAAUACAAUUCUGUUUUGCUUAUUAAUGGAACAAGCAUUGUCUCAAGAAGAAGUGUGUGAUCUUCUACAUGCUGCACCAUUCCAAAACAUAUUACCGAGACCUUUCACUAAGGAAGGGGAAAAGACCGAAAGUAAACAAAAAAGAUUAGAAGCAAAGUAUGCAGCAUUGCAAAUUGUUCCUAAUAUUGAGCGUUUUGGAACAGCUAAACAAGUUGCAAUAGCUCGUGAUGGAGACCUAUUAACACGUGAACGUUUAUGUUGUGGUUUAUCAAUAUUUGAAGUAGUGCUAUCAAGACUUCGUGGUAUGUUAGAUGAUCCUGUAUGGGUUGGUCCACCGCCGCAGAAUGGUGUAAUGAACAUAGAUGAGUGUACAGAAUUUCAUAGAUUAUGGUCAGCUCUGCAAUUCGUAUACUGUAUACCGGUUGGUGAUACAGAAUUUACUGUUGAAGAACUUUUUGGUGAAGGUCUUCAUUGGGCUGGCUGCACUAUGAUUGUUCUUCUUGGCCAGCAAAGAAGAUUUGAAGCGCUUGAUUUUUGUUAUCAUAUACUUCGGGUCCAGAGAGUAGACAGCAAAGAUGAUAAUGUCAAAGGAAUUCACUUAAAGCGCAUGGUUGAUAGAAUACGUCGUUUUCAAGUACUAAAUUCACAGAUAUUUGCCACGCUGAACAAAUAUUUAAAAGCUAACGAUACUGAUGCCAGUGCAGUAGAACAUGUAAGGUGCUUUCCUCCACCUGUACAUCCAUCUCACCCUUCAUCUCACUAUUAUCGACCUGAUCAAACUGGGUCACGAUAAACUCUUGACUCCUGUUUAACACAUUUUAAAUUCAUAUAUUAUAUGCCAAUACUAAUGGUCUACCUAAAAAUGAUGUUAAUUUAUUUUAUAUUUAUAAUUAUUGAAUUUUAACUAAGAAUUUUAAUUUAAUUUUUAAUAUUAGAAUAACAUUACAAUGUAGUAAUACCCACAUUUUGUUUAUGAUCAAUUAGAAAUAUACUUUAGCAAUAAUUUUAUGUACAAUAAUUAAUUCAAUAUAAUUUUAGUUAUUAUAUUUAUUUAAUCAUCAA
Molecule: messenger RNA, 4294 nt
Organism: Sipha flava (yellow sugarcane aphid)
Lineage: Eukaryota; Metazoa; Arthropoda; Insecta; Hemiptera; Aphididae
Gene: Sra-1
Product: cytoplasmic FMR1-interacting protein
Exons: 13
Coding region: 168-4025 (1285 amino acids)
Biological process (GO): axon guidance; regulation of actin filament polymerization; cell morphogenesis
Cellular component (GO): SCAR complex; synapse; neuron projection
Molecular function (GO): RNA 7-methylguanosine cap binding; small GTPase binding
Source: RefSeq, a predicted model, not a curated record